Messenger RNA from Neoarius graeffei (lesser salmon catfish), 2204 nucleotides. RefSeq names its product galactose-3-O-sulfotransferase 1a (gene gal3st1a). NCBI's taxonomy places the organism in Eukaryota, Metazoa, Chordata, Actinopteri, Siluriformes, Ariidae. The coding region runs from base 359 to 1654 and encodes 431 amino acids. Gene Ontology annotation, cellular component: membrane. The record is from RefSeq and is a predicted model, not a curated record. Gene Ontology annotation, biological process: galactosylceramide biosynthetic process; myelination. Gene Ontology annotation, molecular function: galactosylceramide sulfotransferase activity. The transcript is spliced from 3 exons.
CCCAGCAGUACAGCAGAGCUGACGUUACAGGGGAUCGUUGAGGGUUGAGGAGCUGCACCUUUUCAGCCAACUCAGCUCUUGGAGUACGCACAUAGUGGAGCUGAAACUUGGAGAGAACGAGGGAGUGAGGAGGCGUGGUUUAAAAACACAUCAGGUGCUGCGAGAGAGACUUAAAAGCGAAUCGGUUGACUGCCCGAUUCCAUACAGCAUGGGCUCUCUGAGCUAGGAGGUUGAAACAGACUCGAAUGAAGAAACCGGAGGGCUGGAGGACGAUGAGGAUCUGCUCCCAUGCUCGUGCUCACAUCAUCACCGUGUUUCUGCCUGUCCAGUUGUGAUAAGCAGAUCCACUCUCUGAGGUAUGAUGUUUGGGAAGCAGGGGAAGCAGAGGAAGCAGUGGAAGUCGGUGUGUAAAGGUCUGGUUCUGGGUACUCUCCUCACCAGCUGCAUGAUUCUGCUGUACUGCUUUUCGUCUCCUGAGGUGCAGUUCAGUCUGCCAGAAAUUCCUGUGCCUUAUUCAUGUGCCCACCAGCCAUCACCUGACCAUCCUACAGCUGCCUCCAGCAGCGCCCAUCAAGGCUUGGCACAUAAGCGUCAUUGUACCCCAAAGAUGGACAUCAUGUUCAUGAAAACCCACAAAACGGCAAGCAGUACCAUCCUGAACAUGCUGUUCCGCUUUGGCGAAAAGUACCACCUGAAGUUCGCCUUCCCGAGCAGUCGCAACGAUUUCUUCUACCCCUCACUCUUCUACCGCUCACAGGUGAAGGACUAUGGGCCUGGGAUGUGCUUCAACAUCAUGUGCAAUCACAUGCGCUUCAAUGAAGCCGAAGUAGCAAAGGUGCUUCCAGCAGACACCACUUACAUCACCAUACUGAGGGAUCCAGCAGAACUCUUCGAGUCUUCCUUCCAUUACUUUGGCCGCAUAGUACCGUUUACCUGGAAGAUCUCCGGGGACAAUAAAAUGGAAGAGUUUCUCAAUAAUCCCGAGCUUUAUUACGACCCUGACGGGUUCAAUUCCUUCUACCUCAGGAACUUACUUUUCUUCGACUUUGGGCAGGAUAAUAAUUUACCGUUAGAUGACCCGAGAGUAGAAGAAGGCAUCCGUGCAAUUUCAAGACGCUUCCACUUGGUCAUGCUGGUGGAGUACUUUGAGGAAUCACUCAUCCUGUUGAAGGACGCCCUCUGCUGGGACAUGGAUGACCUGCUAUUCUUCAAGCUUAAUGUUCGAAAGGGGUCUACUGUCUCCAAGAUGACCCCCGAGCUCAGAGCCAAGGCCUUGCAGUGGAACGCUAUUGACUGGAAGCUCUACCAGCAGUUUAAUGCCACUUUCUGGAAGAAGGUGGAGGCGUAUGGUCGAGAACGCAUGGCGAAGGAUGUGGCAGAGCUGCGGCGCCGGAAUGCAGAAAUGGCUACCAUCUGCAUCGAAGGUGGCCAUGCAGUGGAUGCCGGGAGCAUCCAUGAGACUUCCAUGAAGCCAUGGCAACCUAUAGGGGAGAAAUCUAUUCUGGGAUACAAUCUGAAAAAGAAUAUAGACAAAGCACAUGAGAAACUAUGUAGGAAGAUGUUGACGCCAGAGUUGCAGUACCUGACCGACUUAGGAGUCAAUUUGUGGAUCACUAAACUGUGGGGUCACGUGAGGGACAUCAUUCACUGGUAGAAAUGAAGAAUAUUGGGUCCACCUCUGACCUCUACCUAUGUUUAAACGUCAUCAGAGAUGUUCAUCUCUGACCUCUGUGAAACAAACUGAAACCUCAUCCUGAAUUAGAGAGGGAAGCAGAGUGAAUACAAAUUUGAAAGUCAUAUAAGUGGUAAACGGAUUUGACUGUCAUGGUCCUGCAGACUUUAAUGUCAUUUUCAUCGGUUGGCUUUGAAGUCAUGUCACUGUGGUGCAUUAUUAACUGAUGCUUGUGUCAAUCACGGAUAAAAACAAAUCAGUGACACUUGUUAGUUGUAUCACCUCGUCUGCCUAUCUGGAGAGGUUCCUCUUUACACCUUUGCAUGCUGCCAAUGCCGUAUCAGUAAAGUCCUCUCAGUAAAGUUGACCGAAGUAUAUGGAGGCACGGGGAUACCGUGUGUUCCUGUUUUACUUGUCUUAUCAGCUAAUACGACAAAUCCUGCUGACCAAAGAGCAAAGUUGCAUUAAGUGCAUUGGAUCUUUGCCCAGAAGGAUUGAACAGUCAGCUGUUAUACAAGAGGCACAAACCAAA